Messenger RNA from Cricetulus griseus (Chinese hamster), 4016 nucleotides. The record is from RefSeq and is a predicted model, not a curated record. NCBI's taxonomy places the organism in Eukaryota, Metazoa, Chordata, Mammalia, Rodentia, Cricetidae.
AUGUGGACAAGGCCUACUGUCAUUUCCAUUUAUCAGACGAGAAAGCUGAGGGACCGGAUGAGAUCACAUGACCGUAUGACGUCCUUCCCCAAAUGCAUCCCUAACGGUGUGGGGUUCCUUCUUCUCAUCCCAAAUCCCACUUUCUCCCCAGUGCUUCCCCUGGAGAGACAGCUCCAUGAGGCCUCUCGCUGGAAUCAGGUGGGGAGGAUGAAGGAGUUGUUUGAGAAGAGGGUUAACGUCAGGGCUAGAAACCAUGUGGGCAGAGUGGCCCUGCACUGGGCUGCAGGUGCUGGGCAUGAGCAGGCUGUGCGGCUGCUCUUGGAGCAUGGGGCUGCUGUGGACGACGUGGACUCGUUUGGGAUGAAUGCACUUCUCCUGUCUGCCUGGUUCGGCCACUUGCAGAUUGUGCAGCUUCUCGUCAACGCUGGGGCCAAGGUCCACUGGGAGAGCAAGGAUGGCCUGACCUUACUGCACUGUGCGGCUCAGAAAGGACACAUGUCUGUGCUGGCCUUCGUCAUGGAAGACCUGGAGGAUGUGGCCUUGGACCAUGCAGACAAGCUGGGAAGAACAGCAUUUCACAGAGCUGCCGAGCAUGGACAGCUGGAUGCUCUGGACUUCCUCGUGGGCUCUGGAUGUGACCAUAGUGUCAAAGACAAGGAGGGGAACACGGCCCUGCACCUGGCUGCCAGCCAGGGCCAUGUAUCAGUGCUACAGAGACUUGUGGACAUUGGGCUAGACCUGGAAGAGCAGAACAUGGAGGGUCUGACUGCUUUGCAUGCAGCUGCCAAAGGGACCCACACCGACUGUGUGAGGCUUCUCCUCAGUGCUGGGAGCAACGUCAAUGCCCUCACCCAGAAAAAGCUGAGCUGCCUCCACUACGCAGCCCUUGGUGGCUCUGAGGAUGUGUCCCGGGCACUCAUCGAGGCAGGCGGGUGCACAGAUGUGGCUGACCAGCAGGGCACUGCUCCUAUACACCUUGCUGUGAGGCACAACUUCCCUGGCCUGGUCCAGCUCCUCAUAGAUGCCCACAGUGAUCUGGAUGCCACAGACAUUAGGCAGCAGACUCCCCUCCACCUCGCUGCUGAGCAUGCCUGGCAGAAUGUAGCAGAGAUGCUCCUCGUUGCUGGAGUCGACUUAAGCCUGAAAGAUAAGCAAGGAAAAACAGCCCUGGCAGUGGCCGCCCGCAGCAACCAUGUCAGCCUGGUGGACAUGAUCAUAAAAGCUGAUCGGUUCUACAGAUGGGAGAAGGACCACCUUUCAUGCAGGGACACCAGCCACCCUGCUAGGAAGAACUUGACCUUUAAGCAAGACCAUCGGCAGGAAACGCAGCUGCUCCGCUCGGUGCUUUGGCGACUGGCCUCCCGGUAUCUGAAGCCCAACGAGUGGAAGAAACUGGCAUAUUCCUGGGAGUUCACGGAGGCUCAUGUCUGUGCCAUUGAGCAACAGUGGACAGGAACCAGGAGCUACCAGGAGCAUGGUCACCGGAUGCUGCUCACCUGGCUGCAUGGUGUGGUCACAGCUGGGAAGAACCCCAGCAAAGCACUGUUUGAGGGCCUCGUGGCCAUCGGCAGGACAGACUUGGCUGAAAGAACCAGGAAGAUGGCAAAUGGCGAGCCCAGGACCCCCAGGAGGUGUACAGCCAUGUGACCUUGUGGGAACACUUCGAGGCCACAGCACAGAAGAGGCUCUCCAUAAGCGCUUUCAGAGCAGUCCCUGCGCACAGACCUCCAGCUGCAUCUACUGAACCAUAGACCCCAGCAGGAGGAUGGGAGAUGUGUUUAUUCUAGGUUUUCUGGGUCACCCUAUCCCAGCAGUGUGGCCCUUUGCAGCUCUCAGCUUGCUUUGUUGUGUUCCUGAGGGUGCAUACGUGUGUACUUACAGCACACGUGUGUGGAGGCCAGAAGGCACUUGGCGAGCGGGUGUUCCUCCUCAGACACUUGGCGAGUGGGUAUUCCUCCUCAGGUACUGUCCAUCUCGUGGUUUUUAAUUUUCAGACCGAGUCUCUCUCUAUAUUCCUGGCAGUCCUGAAACAACCUUGUGUUUCCGAGACAGGGCCUCUCUUUGGCCUAACUAGAUUGGCUGGCCAAUGAGCCCAGUGACCCUCCUGUCUUGCCUCCCCUUACAAGCAUGUGCUACUGUGCCCUGGUUUUUGUGUGGGUUCUGAGGGUCAAACUCAGGUCCUUAUGUUGCAUGGCAAGUGUGCAGACUGAGCUGUCUCCCCAGGCCUCUCAGUCCUCUUUCUUUUCCAUUAUCUUAGAACAUCAGGAAGCACCCCCUUGAGGUGCAAGGGGUGUCUUUACCGAUAGGGUCCUGAGGUCCAGGAAGGAGAAACAGCUUGUCCAGGUCAUACCACAGAUCAAGCGGUAUCAAACCAGCAUUCUUCCAACCCCAGCCUUCAGGAAGGGCUUCAUUCAUCACCUUCCAAUGGGGUUGUCCUUCAGCCAUUAAAGACAAUGCAUUAAUCUCUAAUGCCAAACAGGCAGACACUGCCAUGCUGAUCCCACAGCUGUUUGUAUGGAUAAGUCUAUUUGUAUAUGUUGACUGUCCAGGAGGCGGUCUUUUUUCUUCCCUCUAAUUGGGUAAUUGGAUAUAGAAUUUUUUAAAAUAUUCUUGAUCUUUUUAAAUCUUGAAAUCAUUCCAGACUUACCAAAGUUGCAAAACAGUACUGAGAAUAUUCAAGUGUUCUGAACGAAGCUCUUGUAAACAUUAAUUCUUAUACAGCUACAGUGUGAUUUUGUAAAGUCUGGAAGUUAGAGGUUGGAGAGCUGGGUCAGUGGUUGAGAGCCCCUGUUCUUGCAGAGGCUCCUGUUUGGUUCCCAGCACCUAUAUGGCAUGACAGCUCUCAACUAUCUAUGACUGACUAUCUAUGACUAUCUCUGCCCUCUUCUGGCCUCCAAUAUUACUGCUCUCUGUGUGUGUGUGUGUGUGUGUGUGUGUGUGUGUGUGUGUGUGUGUGUGUGUACAGGCUCGAGCUCAUGCAUGCAUGCAUGGCUCUGUGUGUAUGUGUGUUCAAACAAACACUCAUACACAUGAAAUCUUUUUUAAAAAGUUAGGAAACUAACCAUGUUUACAUUAAUCUCAGCCCACAUUCAGAUUUUGUCAAUUGUUUGUCACCUCCUGGAUAAUAUAUCUGAUCUGGGACCACAGAUUACAUUUAGAUAUUUUAGUUGUUAUUCUAUUGCAUUUCUUUAGUGUUGGAAAUUGAACACAGGAUCUGACAUAUGCUAAAUACAUGCUAUGCUACUAAGUUAACACCUUCAGCAUUUGUUUUUAUCUAGGUAAGUUCUCUCUGGUAACCCAAGCUGGUUUCAAACUUCAGAUCCUCCCACCUCAGUCUCUCAAAUACUGAGAUUACAAGGCAUACACCCCCAAACCUGCCCUUGCCACACAUUUACUUACUUAUUGUGUGUGUCACACCUUUGGAGGGCAGAGGAGAGCCUUCCAGAGUCAAUUCUCUCCCUCGACCUUGUGGGUCCUGGGCUUGAACUCAGGUCACCAGACUUGAUGGCAAAUACUUUAACCCACUGAGCCAUCUUGCCAGACCACCCCCCCUUCCCUCUCUUAAAAGUCUUUCCUUUUAGAGUUAAAAUGUUUUGUUUUAUGUGCACGUUUUGCAUGCUUGUAUGUAUGCACACCACAACUGUACCUGGUGCCUUUGGAGGCCAGAAGAGGCAUCUGAUUCCCCAAAACUGGAGUUACAGACACUGUGGGUGCUGGGAGCUGAACCCCGAUCCUCUACAAGAGCAACCAAGUACCCUUCUCUGCUGCUCCGUCUCUCAGCCCGUCCCCUCAUCUUUAAUAGUCCCACGAGAAGUAGAACAUGCUGCGUUUACAUUGCUGUUUCAGAGCUGUACAUCCAGGAUGAGCCCACUGGCUAUUGUGGCUACUGAGCACUGUACAUUGGGAAAGGCCGAGGAACUGGAUUAUUACUAUUAUUAUUAUUAUUAUUUUGGGGGGUUUUCAAGACAGGAUUUCUCUGUGUAACCCUGACUGUCCUAGAACUUGCUCUGUAGACC